CCGUGGUUCAGUCCAGUUGUCCUGUUUCUGCAGAGUUUACAUAACCGGACAUUAUGGCAGGUUUACACAUAAUGUUACGCUGGACUGCUGCUCAUGUACUUACUUUCCUGUUUUUUCUUCUUUUCGUGGCGUUUCUCGUUUAUUGCCUGUACAUUAAAUACAGACAUAUAAAAUAUGACCAUAUACCUGGACCACCGAGGGACAGUUUUCUACUCGGACAUUCGCCGUCGUUUUUGAAGGUAAUGAGAAAUGGUGGAAUCGUACAGGACAAACUUCUGGAGUGGUCUGAGACCUACGGACCCGUUUACAGGAUAAAUAUCUUUCAUUUUGUUUUAAUCGGUGUUACCUGCCCGGAUACCACCAAGGAAAUCUUAAUGUCCCCAAAGUACCCCAAAGAUAAUUUUGUCUACAAGAGGCUUUUUAACCUUUUUGGUCAAAGGUUCUUGGGCAAAGGCUUGGUGACAGCACAAGAGCAUGAGCAGUGGUUUAAACAGCGCAGGAUCAUGGACCCAGCCUUCAGCAGCUUGUACCUUAGAGGUCUCAUGGGCACUUUCAACGAGAGGGCUGAGAAACUGAUGGAAAAACUGACAGAAGAAGCUGAUAAGAAAACAGAGGAGCUCAGCAUGCUCCAGCUCUUCAAUGGUGUUACACUGGAUGUUAUCGCCAAGGUUGCAUUUGAUGUUGAUUUGGACCUGCAGAAGGAGACUUCACCUUUCCCCAAAGCCAUCGAGACAUGUCUGAAAGGAAUGGUCUACUAUAUCCGGGAUGGACUCUUUUCUCUCAAUCCGAAGAACAGACCAUUUAUUAAUGAAGUGAGGGAGGCGUGCCGUCUGCUACGUGCAACUGGAGCUCAGUGGAUCCAUGACAGAAAGACUGCUAUACAAAACGGCGAUGAUGUGCCCAAGGACAUCCUCACACAAAUCAUCAAAACAGCUGGACAAGAGGAAAUCAUGAGUAAAGAAGAUGAAGAGCUGAUGGUGGACAACUUUGUGACAUUUUUCAUUGCAGGCCAAGAGACAACAGCUAAUCAACUUGCUUUUUGCGUCAUGGAACUGGGAAGACAUCCUGAAAUAAUGGAAAAAGUGAAGAAAGAAGUGGAUGAUGUUAUUGGAAUGAAAAUGGACAUAAGGUAUGAGGAUCUGGGCCAGCUGACCUACCUCUCACAGGUGCUAAAAGAGACUCUGAGGCUUUACUCAACAGUUCCAGGUACAUCUCGAGAUAUACUUGAAGACAUGGUCAUUGACGGCAUCCGCAUACCUGGAGGAUUCACAUGUAUGUUGAGCUCCUAUGUGGCUGGGAGGAUGGAGAAAUUCUUCAAGGAUCCGCUAAUAUUUGAUCCAGACAGAUUUCACCCAGAUGCACCCAAGCCUUAUUACUGCUACUACCCCUUCGCUCUCGGUCCACGCUCAUGCCUGGGGCAGAACUUUGCUCAGAUGGAGGCUAAAGUGGUGAUGGCCAAGCUGCUACAGAGGUUUGAUUUCACACUCGUCCCAGGACAAAGCUUUGACAUCUUGGACACUGCCACACUCAGGCCAAAGGGUGGAGUGUUGUGUUCUAUCAGACACAGGAAACACAGCCAAUAGAUGUUCAUACAGUACCAUGCACUGUCAGCAUUCCUCAUUCCACAGUGUAAGAUAACUUUAAAGAUCUAAAAGACAGCAACUGACUGUUUGUUGGUUUAAAGUUGAACUACUGGGAGCAUUAUUUGCUGUAUGACUGAUGGAAGACAACAUCCAACAAGUGUAGAAGUUUUAAUAUUUCAUUCCUCUGGAUUCCUGCCCAUGUAGAUGCUGAAGGCAAGGCAAGUUUAUUUAUAUGAUGCAUUUAGUACACAAAGACAGGUCAGUGCGCUUUAGUUAAAAGAACCUUCACCUCAUGAACCUUUUGGUUAAACAAAAGAUAAUAAUAUUAAGAUAUAUAAUCAAGGGUCUACAUAAAAUCAUGAUAGAGAAGAGUAAAAUAUUUAAAAACUAAAUGUUGAAUUGAAAAAAUGAAUAUGCAACCCUUUAGAGUUUAAUAGCAAUAAGAAUUAAGACAUAGUCUGACAAGAGUAAGAUAUAGAGCCUAUUCAGAGGCAGAGGAAGAGAAAAAAUAUUUUUUCAACCUGGAUUUACAAAUGUCUACAUUUGGGGUGAAUCUGAGCUCUACUUUGUUUCAGUUGUUUGCAGAAUAGUAGUUAAAUGCUGCCUCCCCCUGUUUAGAUUAGACUUUACACUCAACUGUUCUACAUAGACCUGAGUCUGUAGAUCAAAUACAACUUUGAAAAACAAAAAAGACUUCAUGAUAAAAUUUGAAAUUGUGUAAAUGUUGUGAAAAUGUUAUGAUACAAUAAUUUUAAUUAAAUGUAUUUUAUAAUACCA
Molecule: messenger RNA, 2360 nt
Organism: Sphaeramia orbicularis (orbiculate cardinalfish)
Lineage: Eukaryota; Metazoa; Chordata; Actinopteri; Kurtiformes; Apogonidae
Product: cholesterol 24-hydroxylase-like
Exons: 15
Coding region: 54-1583 (509 amino acids)
Biological process (GO): cholesterol catabolic process
Molecular function (GO): cholesterol 24-hydroxylase activity; heme binding; iron ion binding
Source: RefSeq, a predicted model, not a curated record